Molecule: messenger RNA, 5624 nt
Organism: Toxotes jaculatrix (banded archerfish)
Lineage: Eukaryota; Metazoa; Chordata; Actinopteri; Toxotidae
Gene: rasgrf1
Product: Ras protein specific guanine nucleotide releasing factor 1
Exons: 27
Coding region: 1-3771 (1256 amino acids)
Biological process (GO): Ras protein signal transduction; positive regulation of GTPase activity
Cellular component (GO): plasma membrane
Molecular function (GO): protein binding; guanyl-nucleotide exchange factor activity
Source: RefSeq, a predicted model, not a curated record
AUGCAGAAGGGAAUACGACUUAAUGAUGGUCAUGUCACCUACCUGGGGCUUUUGGCAAAAAAGGAUGGUACAAGACGAGGGUGCUUGAGCAAAAAGAGCUCGGACAACACGAAAUGGCACACAAAGUGGUUUGCUUUACUACAGAAUAUGCUCUUUUAUUUCGAGAACGAGUCCAGCUCUCGACCCUCGGGAUUAUACCUGUUGGAGGGAUGCAUAUGCGACAGGGCGCCUUCUCCGAAACCCUCACUGUCAGCCAAGGAGUGUUUGGAAAAGCAGUACUAUUUCACUGUCAGCUUCACCCAUGAAAACCAAAAGGCGCUCGAGUUACGCACAGAAGAUGUAAAGGACUGCGAUGAAUGGGUGGCUGCAAUAUCACACGCCAGUUACAGAAACUUGGCCACCGAGCAUGAGACUCUCAUGCAGAAGUAUCUUCAUCUGCUUCAGAUUGUGGAGACGGAGAAAACAGUUGCUAAGCAACUUCGACAACAGAUAGAAGAUGGGGAAAUAGAGAUUGAAAGGCUUAAGUCAGAGAUUGCUGGGCUGCUCAAAGACAACGAAAAGAUCCACGCCAGCCCUGCCGCCGCCCCAACCGAGGAUGACUCAGAAAUCAAGAAGAUCAAAAAAGUCCAGAGCUUCUUGCGAGGCUGGAUCUGCAGAAGGAAGUGGAAGACCAUCAUCCAGGAUUACAUCCGCUCACCACAUGCAGAGAGCAUGAGGAAGAGGAACCAGGUGGUGUUCAGCAUGUUGGACUCGGAGGCCGAGUACGUCCAGCAGCUUCACAUCCUGGUGAACAACUUCUUGAGGCCGCUCCGCAUGGCCGCCAGCUCCAAGAAACCACCCAUCACCCAUGAUGAUGUCAGCAGCAUAUUCCUCAACAGUGAAACUAUCAUGUUUCUCCAUCAGAUAUUUUACCAAGGUCUAAAAGCCAGAAUAGCGAGCUGGCCAACAUUAGUGCUGGCCGACCUAUUUGACAUCCUGCUGCCCAUGCUGAACAUCUACCAGGAGUUCGUGAGGAACCACCAGUACAGCCUGCAGAUCCUGGCUCACUGCAAGCAGAACCGAGACUUUGACAAGCUGCUGAAGCAGUACGAGGCCAAGCCCGACUGUGAGGAGAGGACUCUGGAGACCUUCCUCACCUACCCCAUGUUCCAGAUUCCACGCUACAUUCUUACACUCCACGAACUUCUGGCCCACACACCCCAUGAACAUGUAGAGAGAAACAGUCUGGACUACGCAAAAUCUAAGCUGGAAGAGCUUUCCAGAAUCAUGCACGACGAAGUGAGCGAGACUGAGAACAUCAGGAAGAACCUGGCAAUAGAGCGAAUGAUCGUAGAGGGCUGCGAAAUUCUCCUCGACACCAGCCAGACAUUUGUAAGACAAGGGUCUCUUAUCCAGGUGCCGAUGAGCGAGAAGGGCAAGAUCACCCGUGGGCGACUGGGCUCUCUGUCUCUGAAGAAGGAGGGGGAGAGGCAGUGCUUUCUCUUCUCCAAGCAUUUAAUCAUCUGCACCAGGGGUUCAGGGGGAAAGCUUCAUCUCACCAAGAAUGGAGUAGUCUCGCUUAUAGACUGCACUCUCAUGGAGGACCCUGAGGGGACGGAUGAUGAGUCCAAAUCCGACAAGAGCGGCCAGGACAUGGAGCACCUGGACUUCAAGAUUGUCGUGGAGCCAAAGGACAGCCAGUCAUUCACAGUCAUCCUGGUGGCCUCCUCCAGGCAGGAGAAGUCUGCAUGGACCAGUGACAUCAGCCAGUGCAUAGACAACAUCCGGUGCAAUGGGUUGAUGAUGAACGCCUUUGAAGACAACUCGAAAGUCACAGUACCACAGAUGAUAAAGUCAGAUUCAAGUCUGUAUUGUGAUGACGUAGACAUCCGUUUCAGUAAGAUGAUGAACUCCUGCAAGGUGCUGCAGAUCCGUUAUGCCAGCGUCGAGCGCCUGCUGGAGAGACUGACGGACCUCCGUUUCCUCUCCAUCGACUUCCUCAACACCUUCCUGCACUCCUAUCGUGUGUUCACCACCGCCGAUGUGGUGCUAGACAAACUCAUCACCAUCUACAAGAAGCCCAUCAGCGCCAUCCCUGCUCGGUCCCUGGAGUUAUUCUUUGCCAGCAGUCAGAACAGUAAACUCCUGUAUGGAGAACCUCCCAGCUCCCCCAGGGCCAGCAGAAAGUUCUCCUCCCCUCCUCCACUCGCCAUCGCCAAGAAUUCAUCCCCAAACCGCAGGCGCAAGCUCUCCCUCAACAUCCCCAUCAUCACUGGGGGCAAAGCUCUUGACCUGGCUGCCCUCAGCUGCUCCUCAAACGGCUAUGCAAGCAUGUACUCAUCCAUGUCCCCAUUCAGCAAGACCACCUUGGACAUCAAUAAGCUCUAUGUGUCCAGCCCAAUAACAAGCAAAAUCCCUGACGAGGGGGAGGACAAGAAAGACAAGGUGGAAGAUACUUCGGUUUGCAAGCAAGAUCUCUCAGUACGAGAGGAAAGUGACAACGAUCAAAACCAGAGUGACGAUGGUGACCCAGAAGCUUCUCCCACCAAGUCACCAACCACCCCAAAAAACGUUAAAUGCAAAAACUCCUCAGAGUUCUCCUUGUUUUCCUACAACAAUGGCAUGGUGAUGUCCUCGUGUCGAGAGCUGGACAGCAACCGCAGUGCUCUGUCUGCUGCCUCUGCAUUUGCUAUUGCUACAGCAGGAGCCAAUGAGGGCACCCCUACCAAGGAAAAAUAUCGGCGGAUGUCCCUGGCCAGCACUGGCUUCCCAACAGAUCAGAGAAAUGGAGAUAAAGAGUUUGUGAUCAGACGAGCAGCGACCAACAGAGUUCUGAACGUCCUGAGACACUGGGUGUCCAAACACUCUCCGGACUUUGAGAGUAACAAUGAGCUGAAGACAAAGGUUAUUGCCUUCCUGGAGGAAGUGAUGCAUGACCCUGAGCUGCUGACCCAAGAGAGGAAAGCAGCAGCCAAUAUCAUCAGGACUCUAACUCAGGAAGAUCAUGGUGACAGUCAGAUCACCCUCGAAGACGUGACACAACUGGUGGGAGGAGGGAAGGGCGAGCCCUUUGAGAGUCACUCGGCAUUGGAAAUCGCAGAGCAGCUCACUCUACUGGACCACCUGGUGUUUAAGGUCAUCCCUUACGAGGAAUUCUUUGGACAAGGCUGGAUGAAGAAUGACAAAAAUGAGAAGACACCGUACAUCAUGAGAACAACAAAGCACUUCAAUGAUAUAAGCAACCUUAUUGCCACAGAGAUCUUGCGCUGUGAGGAUGUGGUCACAAGGGUAGCAGUCAUAGAGAAAUGGGUGGCGGUGGCCGACAUCUGCCGCUGUCUCCAUAACUACAAUGCCGUGCUCGAGAUCACUUCCUCCCUCAACCGCAGCUCUGUCUUUCGCCUCAAGAAGACCUGGCUCAAGGUUUCCAAGCAGACAAAAGCACUGAUCGACAAGCUGCAGAAGCUAGUCUCAUCAGAGGGGAGGUUCAAAAACCUGAGAGAGGCUUUGAAGAACUGUGAUCCUCCCUGCGUGCCCUAUCUGGGGAUGUACCUCACUGACCUGGCUUUCAUUGAGGAAGGAACACCAAACUACACCGAAGACAACUUGGUCAACUUCUCAAAGAUGAGGAUGAUUUCUCACAUCAUAAGAGAAAUCAGGCAGUUUCAGCAAACAGCAUACAAGAUUGACCUCCAACCAAAGGUAGCCCAGUAUCUACUGGAUAAGAGCUCUGUUCUGGAUGAAGAAAGCAUGUACGAAGCCUCUCUCAGAAUUGAGCCUAAAGUGCCCAACUGAUGAGGAAGGUGGUCCUCUACGUUAUUUUCUCUGUUAAUAUUACACAUCAGUUAACAUACACAUCAACUUUUGUAUAGUUGUACAUGUUUAAGAUAUUUGCUCUUCUGUACAGUAGAUGUUUACGGUUGUUUGAUGACACAAAACAUUUCAGUGCGUAUUUUUGUUGCCAUGACACCACCUGCUUUAAGAAUUUAUCGAAAAUUUCUUUUGAGUUAUUUCAAGCAUAAUAACAGAGGUCACUUUGGUUGCACGUAACUGUGUCUUCUUUGUGACCAAUGACAUUAUUUUGCAUCUUCUCAUACUGUGUCGACUUUGCACUUUCUGAGCACUCGUGCUGCCGGCCAUCGUUCUCUUUGCUUGAGUUUUAUUGAUGACUGAAUUUCUCUGCAACCAAUGUAGCAAUGUAAAAAAAAUGUAACUGCAUCAAAUCAGGUAAAAGAGCACAGAGAAAAUAACUGUAUUUAAUGCUGGAGAACAAUGAUCAGUGGAGAUGGCAGCGAGGUAUCUGAAGCAUAACCAUCUCUGUGCUUCCCAGACCAAAACAAGAGGGAUUUGUUUCUUCAUUUCUGCUCAUUACUCUGAAGACAGGGGUUUCCAACUCUUUUGAGCUGUGGAGCAUUUUCACACUGAUAGUGUCGUUGUGUACCAGCCCAAUGGCACCCACAGGAGAUGGAACAGAUAACAAAGCUUUGUGUCUUGUUGUGGUUAGUUAUUAAAUUUAAAAAAAAAAAAAAAAAAAAAAAAAACUGAAUGAAUGCUCAAGGUGCUGAUGCCAAACUGGUUACCUCGCCUACUCAGAACCACGCUAGCAGCUCUGUGAGGCACAGCAGUGGUUUGAGUGCAAUUCAAAUGUUGGUUUACCUGGUAUAACGUUUACUAUGCUCACCAUCUUACUUUUGCAUCUUAGCAUGUUAACAUUUGCUAGUUAGCAAUAAGCACAAAGUCCAACUGAGGUUGAUGGGAAUAUCACUAGGUCUGCAGCUAUUAAAACCAAAUUAUUGGACAAAUUGAAGUGCUGAUCUGGUGAAAUGUUAGGGAAUCACUGAAAUUAUUACAGUUCAUCCUGAGGGCAACAUCUGAACCAAAUUUCCUGGCAAUCUGUCCAAUAGUUGCAGCAACACUCAAAACUACAAAUGUGAAACAACAUCAGAGGAAAAGUCAAGGGAUCAAAGUCAUUAUUGUUCAUCCUCUGGGCUAAGGGGACAUAUAUACCAAAUUACAUGGCAGUCCAUCAAUCAGUUGUUGAGAUAUUUCAGUCUGGACCUACGCCUUCUUUAGGGCCAUGAUGUUUGCAUGGCUAAAAUCAAUAUAUUACUGUUGGGAAUGUGACAGGAAGUGAUGAAAAAUGUAGCACAGACUGUGCAAGCAUAACAGCCUAUAAAGUUUUAGAAUUAAUCUGCUUUUUUCAUUUUUUUUUUGGUAGAAUCAUACAGUUGACUAGUAGCAAAUGUUCUGAGGCCCAGUACUGGUCCACAGCCCUGGGGUUGGGAAUCUCUGCUCUAUGACAUGUCUUCAUCCUACAACUGACAAAAAUUAUUAUUUUUUUUUAAUUUGUUGCACUCUUUUUGUAGUCUGUUGUCACAUGAGGUGCCCAGACUCACCUUUAGACCACUCAGUUCUUUUUGUAUAAUUAGAUCUAAGCCGUGUAACAACAUACAAGGACUAAAUUAUUUAAAAUUUGCUGUGAUUUAAGGUUAAAGAUUAGUCAUCUGAGUUUACUCUUACACUCAGAGUACACCAGUACAGCACAGUGAGUUCUCCACUUUGUCCAAAUCUUAUGUUUCUUAGUGUUUUUGUUCAACUCAAAGUCAUGACAAAAGCUCACAUGCGAUGGUAAGUGUUGUACCUUCAGG